Molecule: messenger RNA, 864 nt
Organism: Lactuca virosa
Lineage: Eukaryota; Viridiplantae; Streptophyta; Magnoliopsida; Asterales; Asteraceae
Source: the annotation of a GenBank genome assembly
AUGUCUUCCAACAAUGCUUCGGGUUCUAACCCUACCGGCUCCUUCUCUCUCAUGAAUCUUUGUGGGAGAGUCAUCUUCGAUGGUUCCAACUUUAUGGAUUGGAUCUGGAACAUCAGGAUGGUAACUCGUUACGAGGACAAGGAAUAUGUCCUUGACAAGGAGCUUAAGGAACUCGAUGAGACUACUGCUACUCCUGAGGAGGUCGCUGAAUACAUGACACAUGAGAGAGAUGCCACCAAAGUGGCAUGCAUCAUGAUGGCCACAAUGACAGCCGAGCUCCAAAAGUCCUAUGAGGACUAUUACCCUUUUGAGAUGCACCAGGACUUGAUGGAAAUGUACCAUCAGAGUGCUCGUCAAGAGCGGUAUGAAAUAAUCUCCUCCAUGAUAACAACCCGAAUGAAGGAUGGUGAACCCAUCACGGGCCACAUGCAGAAAAUGCAAAGGUAUGUGGACCGUUUGCUGAAAUUGAAUGUGAACUUCCCUGAGGAGUUGGCAAUUGACAUCAUUUUGCACUCCCUACCCUCGUGUUAUGAUCAGUUCCACAUGACAUACCACAUGAACAAGGAGGAAGUUACACUUAGCGAGCUUCAGGGACUUCUGAAGACCGCCGAAAGUGGUCUUAAAGGUAAGUCAGUUGUUACUACUCCUACUCCUACAGCUACCCCUGUUUUGGCUAUCGGGCAAGGCAAAGGGAAGAAGAGGAAGACCCGUUCGAAGGGUACCAAGGGAAAGUCUCUUGAUGGCUCCUCAGCAAGUGGAACCAAAGGUGGUUCUGCUACUCCUUCUGCCAUCCCUAAGGAUGCUGAUUGCUUCUAUUGCCAGAAUAAGGGGCACUGGAAGCGAAACUGCCCAAAGUACUUGUAG